Messenger RNA from Nerophis lumbriciformis (worm pipefish), 4407 nucleotides. Lineage: Eukaryota; Metazoa; Chordata; Actinopteri; Syngnathiformes; Syngnathidae. The record is from RefSeq and is a predicted model, not a curated record.
AUGGAUCAGGUAUCCGAUGACGAGUUGGACCAUGGCGCCGAGGAGGACAGUGAUAAGGAGGACCAAGACCUGGACAAGAUGUUUGGAGCCUGGCUUGGGGAGUUGGACAAGAUCACACAGAGUAUGGAUGACGACAGGCCUCAGAAGGCGCUGCAUAAGCCUCCUCUCAGACAGGAGACCAACAUUGCCAACUUCUCCUACCGCUUCUCAAUGUAUAACCUCAACGAGGCGCUGAACCAAGGCGACACAGUCGACUUGGACGCUCUGAUGGCUGACCUGUGUACCAUUGAGCAGGAGCUGAGCACCAUUUCCAAGCCAAAUUCUCGCAGUCAGAGCAAGCGCGCCGCGGGGGGACGGGGCGCUAGCACCAAGCACCCGGGCGCCGGCGGAGGGGGAAGCAGUGGAGGAAGCGCCAAUAGCAGCACUCGGGCGUCCCCAGCCAACACUGUGCGAGGCGGUAGUGUCAACACGCGCCCCGUGGCCUCCAACAUUUCUCUGGAUGACAUCACCUCUCAGCUGGAGAAGGCGUCACUCAGCAUGGACGAAGCCGCGCGUCAGACCUCGUCGUCAGCCGCCACGUUGCGACGUCCUACCUCCGCUUCGUCCGGGGGCGGGCGGCACCACCGGCGGACAGGCUCCACGGGCGGCGUGAGCGAACAGGAAGCUCCGUCCCAGCGCUCCAGCGUCAACUCGGCGUCGGCGUCCAGUAUGGAUUCUCUGGACAUUGAGAAAGGGACGACGGGAAGCGAUGGAGACGGAAGGAUCAGCCCGACAGUUCAAAGACAAAACCAGACCAGCACGGAGCACUCCUAUCUGGACCAAGAAACCUCGCUCAUUUUGAAAAGCAUAGCAGGAAAGCCUUCUCACCUCCUGACCAAGGAGGAGCAUGCCGCCAAGCUGAAGGCGGAGAAGAUUCGAGUGGCCUUGGAAAAAAUCAAAGAGGCGCAGGUGAAAAAGCUGGUGAUUAGGGUGCACAUGUCGGACGAAAGUUCCAAGACCAUGAUGGUGGACGAGAGGCAAACGGUCAGGCAGGUGCUGGACAGCCUCCUGGACAAGUCACACUGUGGUUACAGCCCAGAUUGGUCGCUGGUUGAAACCAUUACUGAGCUGCAAAUGGAACGUAUUUUUGAGGAUCACGAGAACCUUGUGGAGAAUCUGUUGAACUGGACGCGGGACAGUCACAACAAGCUCAUGUUCAUUGAGCGCAUCGAGAAAUACGCUCUCUUCAAGAAUCCUCAGAACUAUUUGUUGGGGCGUAAGGAGACUUCAGAAAUGGCCGACAGGAACAAAGAGGCUUUAUUAGAGGAGUGCUUCUGCGGAGGCUCUGUGUCAGUGCCUGAGAUUGAAGGGGUGCUUUGGCUAAAGGAUGACGGCAAGAAGUCAUGGAAGAAGCGCUACUUCCUCCUCAGGGCUUCUGGAAUUUACUACGUCCCUAAAGGCAAAGCCAAGGCAUCUAGGGACCUCGUGUGCUUCCUCCAACUGGACCAUGUUAACGUUUACUAUGGUCAAGACUAUCGUAGCAAAUACAAAGCUCCGACCGACUACUGCCUGGCUUUGAAGCAUCCACAGAUCCAGAAGAAGUCUCAAUAUAUUAAGUAUCUAUGCUGUGAUGAUGUCAGGACCUUGCACCAGUGGGUUAAUGGAAUUCGAAUUGCAAAGUAUGGGAAGCAGCUCUAUGGAAACUACCAGGAGGCCAUGAAGAGAACAGAGGCAGCCUAUGAUUGGUCCUCUCUAUCUACCUCCAGCAUUCGAUCAGGAUCCAGUUCUGCAAGCAUACACGAAUCGCAGUCUAAUCAUUCAGGCCAUUCUGACAGCGGCGUGGACACGGGUUCUCACGGUCGCUCCCAGAGUGUUGUGAGCUCCAUUUUCUCUGAGGCCUGGAAGAGAGGCACGCAAUUAGAAGAAAACACCAAGAUGCGAAUGGAGGCUUCCAGAGGAGCCACUUUACCACACGCUUCCCACGGUCACCGCCAUCAUAGUCAGCAUUCAGUGGACCAUGCGGCUCUGACAACGCCGCCUCCGCAACAGCCUCAACCGCAGGCAGUUGAGCAGCAGCCGCCUCCGAAGCCGCAGUCGCCUCAACAGGUCCCGCAGUCGCCUCAGCGCUUGCAGCAGACUCCGAAACAACAACUGCAACAACAAGAGCCACACACCACGACUAGCUACAGUCACGUGCCUGCCCAACAGACGCCUCCAAACAACUACAACCAAAUGCCUCCGCCACCGUCACUUCCACAGCAGCAGGCACAGUCCAACUACAACCCACCGCCGCACAACAGCGUUGUGCCCUCCCAACAGCCGCACCACGGUAACUACAACCACGUGACGCUCCCCCAGCAACAGCCAGCUCCUCCUGCACCUGCUCCACCUCCUCCACCGCCCCCACCACCUCCUCCACCACCACCACCCCCAGUUCAAACCAUGUCGCACUACUCUCCGGCUCUCAACAUGUACAAGUUUAGUACAAUAACCAGGCUGCAGAACCAGAACCAGGCCGGCAACCAACACAGGUUGCAUCCCCAGCACCCGCCCCCUUCGCAUACGCCACCCGCCGCAAAGGUGAUUAUUAAACCAAAUGUCAAUCACAUCGCAGCAAGGACUAAUGUCCCGCCUCCACCUCCGCCCCCUCCGCCGCCAUCCUUCCCGACCCCCGGUUCCGCCAUGGCUGCGUUAAAGUAUGGCCCUCCGAGUCCAAACACCCACGCGUGUUUCUUCCCGCCACCUCUUAAUCCUCAGACCAACGGAGUUUUAUUUCCGCCCCCUCCUCCGCCACCCCCUUUGGCACCGGGUCCUAUUAGCCAGUCGACGUAUCCGCUGGGGCUAAAGCACGCACUGAAAGAGCGGUUUCCCAGCCCACCGCGAGAUCUCCUGUCUGCAAACGUAGAAGUUGAAGACUCCCCACCUCCUGCUCCUACUCCGCCGCCACCGCCCCCACCGCCGCCACCUCCGCCCCCUCCGCCUCCUCCGCCACCGCAGCAGUUCCCAGUGCCAGCCCAGUUCCCGCCUCCUCCACCAGCGCCACACAAAUCCUACACCCCGGGCUUUCUUCCUCAUACCGCCCUCAAACCUGUCUCACCUGUCUCUCCCUUCCCACCCGCCCCACCUGUGGCCACUGUGGGAGGACUCCCACCGCCGCCACCCCCUCCUCCACCUGCACCCCUCAAGAAGCAGUUUAGUCUCCAGACAGGCUACACUUCCAACCAACCUCCACCAACUCUUCCCAAACAGCACAGUCUGUCCAAGCCCCCAUCGGGAACACACCAGUCUUUGGUGAAACAGCUCGCAAGUCAGUUUCCCGGAGCUUCGACUCAAGUAACCAAUCACACAGAGAGCUCCAAAGCUCCCCUCUCCCCGCCUGCAGUCAAGUCCAAACCAAAAUGGCAGCCUAUUGGCAGUCAGCAGCUCCAGUCUUCAGAGUUCCCACCACCUCCUGACAGUGUUCAAGUCAGCCAUACUGGUUUUCCUGCUCCACCGCCACCUCCUGCUUCUUGUCCAGCACCACCACCUCCUCCCCUUCCUACUGGGAAUAUGGGAUCACCCUUUUCCAACUCCAAUUUUGGAGAUAAAAAACCUCCGCCGACCCCCCAGAGGAACUCCAGCAUCAAGUCUAACUCUUCUGCAUCCUAUGAAGAAUCCAGGAGAAAUCUGCUCAGCAAGUUUGCCCCCACAAGCGACAGCCGUUCAUCCUCUCACUCUCCCACUUCUGCUUCAACUGGUUCUCCGUCAAAGGACCCCACAGGGGGACCCCGUGCACCCCCAAAACCUGGUAAACUCAACCUAGCCAACCUGCCCUUGGGUCUUCAGGCCAAAGUCAGCCAGGCCAAGCAAUCGGGUGGCGAGUUCCCUUCCCCUCCGGCUGAGUGUGCCUACUUCCCUCCUCCGCCACCCGCGUCAGAGCUCUUCCCGCCUCCGCCGGGGAGCGAUUCUCAUAGUAGCGGACCCCCGAGAGUAGCUGUGGUGAACCCCCAGCCCCAAGCUCCUCCUCCUCCCCCACCAAUCUCUUUAACCAACAACUCCACCUGGUCCAAGAGCUCCCUGAAAAAGACUCCUCCUCCAACGCUCGUACGCCGCAGCAACACAACACCGGAUCCCCCGCCGCUUUCGCCGCCGCCACCCACCUCCCCGAAGGGCAGCUCAGGACAGCCCAACUUCCUCGCCGAUCUGAACCGGACCCUCAAGCGAAAGUCUGUGGGUAGGCAAGGCAAAAUAGACUCUGCUGGGACUAUGGAUGACAUGGUGCUGCCGCCGCCACCCCCCGAGCUGCUCCUUGAACAGGAAACUCAGAGCAAUGGCGGAAACGAUGGCUACAUGUCCGGGAACAUCUCAGGCUAUGCAACGCUACGACGAGGACCCCCGCCUGCGCCCCCGAAACGGGGGGAUGCCACCAAGCUUACCGGGGAGUGUUGA